UGCUUCAUAUAAUUCAUUUAAUUCUUUUGUUUAAAAAUUUUUCGUAUAUAUACAAAAUCAUUUGGUUGCUAACUUCAAUUAAGGUUAGAAAAACCUACGAUUGAAGUUAUUGCACUGAAUAUCGCUCUACUCUUACAAAAAUUUCGUUUGGCACUCCAACCGUUUGCGGCCCAGACCAUGGAAUUCGAAUCGGCUAAGAGCCUGCUGGAACGCGACGUCUCAGCCAAUGAGUUGAGCGUCGAGGCCAGUACCAGUGCCACCAUACCGGCGAGCGAACUGGAUUCGCCCGUGCACUCGUCAGUGGAGGUGUUAACCACGACGACGACCGCGGCACUGCGCAGCGAAAACAACGACGAUGUGGAGGACAUGUUCGAGCAAGUGAAGAUGAUAUUGCGCAAACGGCGCGGCUGGGGUCCAGAGGAUUCGCUCAGCCAUAACGACUUGGAUUUACUCGGUGACGAUGACGACGAGCUGGUCGAGGAGGAUGAUGCUGGCUGCCCGCUGCCCUCGACCCCGGAGGAUACACAGCUCAUUGAGGCAGAGAUGCAAGAGCCCAGGAACAAGUCCGCGUCCGAAGUUGUUCUGAGCGUGCAGGUGGACACGGCAAACCUACCGCUCGAAUCCUAUAGAAAACUGCAAGACGAGGACACUGUUCAAGCUCAAGCAGGCGAGGAAGAUAUGACGGAAGUGCUGAAGGCAGGUGUGCUUUCAGACGAAAUCGAUUUGGGCGCUUUGGCGCAUAAUGCUGCAGAGCAGGCCGAGGAGUUUGUGCGCAAGGUGUGGGAGGCCAGCUGGAAAGUGUGUCACUACAAAAAUUUGCCCAAAUGGUUGCAGGAUAAUGACUUUCUGCAUCGGGGCCAUCGGCCGCCGCUGCCCUCGUUCAGCGCCUGUUUUAAAUCUAUAUUCCGGCUGCAUACAGAAACAGGCAACAUUUGGACACAUCUGCUUGGCUGCAUUGCUUUCAUUGGUGUGGCUCUGUAUUUCAUAUCUCGACCGUCGGUGGAAAUACAGACACAGGAAAAAAUUGUUUUCGGCGCUUUCUUCAUGGGCGCCAUUAUUUGCUUAGGAUUCUCGUUCGCUUUUCAUACGUUAAGCUGUCACUCGGUAGAGAUUGGAAGACUGUUUUCAAAGCUAGAUUAUUGUGGAAUUGCUUUACUUAUUAUGGGCUCCUUCGUCCCCUGGGUAUACUACGGCUUCUAUUGUCAUUAUCAGCCCAAAGUCAUAUAUUUAUCAGUGGUCUGUGUACUUGGCUGCCUCUCCAUUAUAGUGUCGCUGUGGGACAAGUUCUCCGAGCCGGCUCUGCGCCCACUACGCGCUGGCGUUUUCAUGAGCUUCGGCCUGGCUGGCAUCAUACCGGCAGUACACUACAGCAUCAUGGAGGGCUGGAUCAGUCAAAUCAGUCGCGCCAGUCUCGGUUGGCUUAUACUAAUGGGCACGCUCUACAUACUUGGCGCUCUGCUGUAUGCGCUGCGUGUGCCCGAGCGUUGGUUUCCCGGCAAGUUUGAUAUUUGGUUUCAAUCGCAUCAGCUGUUCCACGUGCUCGUUAUUGCCGCCGCCUUCGUGCACUAUCAUGGAAUAUCUGAGAUGGCUAUGUACCGCGUCACCGUGGGCGAGUGUGCUGUGCCCAUCGAGCCCAUUACCUUCUGAGGAGCAGCAUCGGAAACAGCAGCAGCAGCAGCAGAUCUUGUUAAUGCAGAAUUUUACUAAAGACAACUUCGAGCAGACGCCAACCCAUAGCUUAUACCAAGGAACAGUCAGCAUAUAAGUCCAAACAUUCACAAACACACACACACACAUAAAACUUCCAUACAUUUUUGCAUACAAACAUACUUAGAAGAACUCCGCAGAGGAACCGGAGCGACUUAGCCAAUUUGUGCAGUUUUAAAGCCGUUUUAGCGUUUGGCUGACAUCUGAACAUUGUUAUAUGGUUGAUGCAUUCAGCGCCGCGCACAGCCUAUAGUCGAUAACAGACGCUCAUACACAUACUUACAUACAUAUAUACACUCAUAUACAACCAUAAAUACAUACAUACAGAUAUCCUUAUAUCGAGUAAGAUCAAAGUUCUUGCAUUACAAAAUAUGUAGAAAGAAGCGUUUAUUAUAAUCGAAUGAAAAUCCGCAGUAGCCUAAUUAAUAUACUUACAAUGUAUUUCUAAAGCAAAAUUUGUUUAUUUUUAGUUUACGUUUUGAGUGUAGUGGGGACGCUGGUACUUAGCUGAGCACAGUGAAGGAGCUGCCCUUAGUGGCUUCGCGUCUCAGGGCUUAGUUUGUGAAAGUAAAUGGAAACGGGAAACGAGGGACCAGCAAGUAGCAGCGUCUCUUUGUUGUUAAUUUAGUAGUUUUAAUCCGUAGUUUUAUCUUACCCAUGCAUGCGGCUGAGACUAGACCUAGACUCGAUGCAUCUGUUCUGAAAAUGAACAUUUUAUGUGGGGUCGAAAUUGUUGUAUUCUCUGCAUUCAAUUGACACACAACACACACACACACAACACACACACACACAGAAACACACACACGCAACUAUGCAACAAGCCCAUAUUGCGGCUAUCAUAGCGUUUGCUUCUGCAGAAUAUCUUACCAUAGCAUAUGAGUACAAGUAAUAACAAACAACAGACAAAGCAAUAAAGUGGAUGAGAAGACUA
Scaptodrosophila lebanonensis is the source of this 2638-nucleotide messenger RNA. It is a transcript of the gene AdipoR, whose product is annotated as adiponectin receptor protein. Gene Ontology annotation, molecular function: signaling receptor activity. NCBI's taxonomy places the organism in Eukaryota, Metazoa, Arthropoda, Insecta, Diptera, Drosophilidae. Gene Ontology annotation, biological process: adiponectin-activated signaling pathway. The record is from RefSeq and is a predicted model, not a curated record. Gene Ontology annotation, cellular component: plasma membrane. The transcript has 8 exons. Bases 178 to 1647 code for a protein of 489 amino acids.